AUGGCUUCAGCUGGACAGGCCCCCAUCGCUACAGUCUAUGUACGCAAUCUCGAGGAGCGCGUCAAGCCAGAGCCCCUCAAGGAGGCCCUGCGCACCAUCUUCUCCGAAUACGGCAAUGUGAUUGAUAUCGUCGCCAAGACCAACCUCAAGGCCAAGGGCCAGGCCUUUGUGGUCUUUGACAAACCCGAGUCGGCUCAGGCUGCCAUCGAUGAACUCCAGGGCUUCGAGCUGUUUGAGAAGCCCAUGGUGGUGGCCCUGGCGCGGACGAGGAGCGACGCCACGGUUAUUCAGACUGGCAACGAGGAGGAGUUUGACCAGCACAAGCGCAGGCGCAUUGCUGAGAAGGACAAGAAGAGAGCCCUCGAAGUCGCCGAACAACAAAACCGCCUCAAGCGUCCUCUCCAGGGUGCCGCCCCCGAUGCGCGCCCUGCCAAGAACCAGCGCGGUGCCGGCCUCAAGGCUACGGGCCAGGGUCCUGCUGCUGUUGUACCCGACGAGUACCUGCCUCCCAACCGUAUUCUAUUCGUCCAGAACCUACCCGACGACUUCACCAAGGACGACCUCACUACCAUCUUUUCCCGCUUCGAUGGCUUCCGCGAAGUCCGUACUGUGCCUGGUCGCAGCGGCAUCGCUUUCGUCGAAUACGACGCCGAGGCUGGUGCUAUCACCGCAAAGGAAAACACGGCCGGCAUGGCCUUGAAGAACGGCGAAAAGAUCAUGAAGGUUACCUACCAGAGACAGUAG
Neurospora hispaniola is the source of this 744-nucleotide messenger RNA. RefSeq lists its product as uncharacterized. Gene Ontology annotation, molecular function: U1 snRNA binding. Bases 1 to 744 code for a protein of 247 amino acids. Gene Ontology annotation, cellular component: U1 snRNP. Gene Ontology annotation, biological process: mRNA splicing, via spliceosome. The record is from RefSeq and is a predicted model, not a curated record. Lineage: Eukaryota; Fungi; Ascomycota; Sordariomycetes; Sordariales; Sordariaceae. The transcript is spliced from 3 exons.